Tribolium madens (black flour beetle) is the source of this 1969-nucleotide messenger RNA. RefSeq names its product cytochrome P450 302a1, mitochondrial-like. The transcript has 8 exons. Bases 361 to 1893 code for a protein of 510 amino acids. Gene Ontology annotation, molecular function: monooxygenase activity; heme binding; oxidoreductase activity, acting on paired donors, with incorporation or reduction of molecular oxygen. NCBI's taxonomy places the organism in Eukaryota, Metazoa, Arthropoda, Insecta, Coleoptera, Tenebrionidae. The record is from RefSeq and is a predicted model, not a curated record.
AAAACUUCAACCUCCAAAUUUUUAUUAAUUUUUGUGUUAAUUUUAUUAUUGUUGAACUUUAUUGGAAUAUAUUGAUUCUGUGAAAACUUUGCAACUCGGUUAUUAUUAUUUAUAUGUUGUUGUUGAUAUAUGUGAAUGCAUUUGUUUAUAUUACUUUAAAAUAUGCAUGCCCCCUCUCCAUUAUGUAUGAUUUUAACAUGUUUUUCUUUUUAUUCUUUAUUCCGAAUUUGACCCGGCUUUGUAACUCGACCAAAUUUCGAACAUAUGUAAAUCAAUCAAUGUGUUAAAAAUACCAUCAAGAAAUAUCUCAAUUUUUUACUUUUUACAUUCAUUAAGUGCCAAUUAUUUUUAUCAGUUAAGAUGUGUUUAUUCAGUAAAAAAAGUGUUCAUUAUCUCUUAACAAUAAGAACAAGAAAUUACUAUUAUCGUGGAAAGUUUUUAAGUACUGUUGUUGAUCAACCAAAAAGCUUUAAAGAAAUUCCAGGACCACUAUCGCUUCCGUUGGUAGGUACUCUAUAUCUUUAUUUUCCCUUUAUAGGUCGAUACCAGUUUGAUAGAUUACACAAAAACGCUCUCAAGAACUACCAACUUUAUGGACCAAUUAUUAGAGAAGAGAUUGUGCCAGGGGAACAUAUUGUCUGGCUUGGGGACCCCGACGAUAUUGCGAAAAUGUUUCACACUGAAGGUACCUAUCCCUGCAGAAGAAGUCAUCUCACUUUAGAGAAAUACAGAUUAGAUAGGCCCCACAUUUACAAUUCAGGUGGUUUGCUCCCAACGAAUGGUCCAGAGUGGUCAAGGAUUAGAAAAGUGUUUCAAAAAGGUCUCUCUGGCCCAACUGAGGCUCUUAGUUUUAUCAAAGGCUCAGAUGACGUCAUAUCUGAGUGGAUAGACACUCGACUUAAGAACAUUUACAAAGAGUCGUCAAAUAUGGAUUUUCUCCAAGAACUCUCAAGGUUAUUUUUGGAGCUGAUUGGCGUUGCGGCUUUUGAUAUAAGAUUUCAUAGUUUUCACGAGGACGAAUUAGAUCCGAGUUCCAAAAGUACAAAACUAUUAGAAUCAGCUUUUGUUACCAAUAGUACAAUUUUAAAGACGGAUAACGGGCCUCAAUUGUGGCGAAAAUUUGAAACUCCUGCCUACAGAAGAUUGAGAAAAGCGCAGGAAUUAAUGGAGAGUGUUGCAAUUGAUUUGGUGGCUUUGAAAUUAUCAACUUUUAAGGAAAAAACCUCAAGUCUCCCAACUUUACUUGAGAGAUAUCUAGCAUCUGCGUCUCUUGAUUUCAAAGAUAUUAUAGGAGUAGUUUGCGAUUUUUUGUUGGCAGGAAUGGACACUACCACAUAUUCAUCAAGUUUCUUGCUUUACCACUUAGCAACCAACCCUUCAACACAAGAUGCCCUUUAUGAGGAGGCGUGUCGUCUCCUUCCCAACCCUACAGCUCCUGUAACUGUAGAAAAAUACAAACAAGCAGAAUAUGCAAAAUGUGCUGUGAAAGAAUCUUUAAGAUUGCGACCUAUUUCAAUAGGUGUAGGUCGACAGUUAACUACAGAUGUUGUUUUUUCAGGGUACAAAGUGCCUUCAGGGACAGUUGUAGUGACUUUAAAUCAAGUUUUGAGUCGGUUGGAGAAAUAUUUUCCUGAACCUGAUUUAUUUAAGCCUGAACGGUGGAUGAAAAAUAAUCCUUUCUAUGUCCAGACGCACCCUUAUCUUGUGAUCCCGUUCGGGCAUGGGCAAAGGUCAUGUAUAGCAAGAAGAUUUGCCGAGCAGAAUAUGGUUAUUUUAAUUUUAAAGUUGGCCAGAAAAUAUAAAUUGAGCUGGAAUGGGCCUGAAAUAGACUCCAAGUCCCUUCUAAUUAACAAACCAGAUGGACCAAUUUUAUUGUCUUUUGAGCCGAGAUAGUUGUAUGUAUAAAUAUUACAUAUUUGGAAGUAUUUUUACAUGUAAUUGCUACUAACGAAAUAUAUUUUUAUAAGUA